AUGUUUACAAUUCCACUGCCAUGUAUCGACUGUCUUCUGAUGAAUAAACAGGUGUUGUCUGCCUUCGUUCAUCCCCAAAAGGUUCUGAUGAAUAAACAGGUGUUGUCUGCCUUCGUUCAUCCCCAAAAGGUUCUGAUGAAUAAACAGGUGUUGCCUGCCUUCGUUCAUCCCCAAAAGGUUCUGAUGAAUAAACUGGUGAUGUCUGCCUUCGUUCAUCCCCAAAAGGUUCUGAUGAAUAAACUGGUGAUGUCUGCCUUCGUUCAUCCCCAAAAGGUUCUGAUGAAUAAACAGGUGAUGUCUGCCUUUGUUCAACCCCAAAAGGUUCUGAUGAAUAAACAGGUGAUGUCUGCCUUCGUUCAUCCCCAAAAGGUUCUGAUGAAUAAACAGGUGUUGUCUGCCUUCGUUCAUCCCCAAAAGGUUCUGAUGAAUAAACAGGUGUUGUCUGCCUUCGUUCAUCCCCAAAAGGUUCUGAUGAAUAAACAGGUGAUGUCUGCCUUCGUUCAUCCCCAAAAGGUUCUGAUGAAUAAACAGGUGUUGUCUGCCUUCGUUCAUCCCCAAAAGGUUCUGAUGAAUAAACAGGUGAUGUCUGCCUUCGUUCAUCCCCAAAAGGUUCUGAUGAAUAAACAGGUGAUGUCUGCCUUCGUUCAUCCCCAAAAGGUUCUGAUGAAUAAACAGGUGUCGUCUGCCUUCGUUCAUCCCCAAAAGGUUCUGAUGAAUAAACAGGUGAUGUCUGCCUUCGUUCAUCCCCAAAAGGUUCUGAUGAAUAAACAGGUGUUGUCUGCCUUCGUUCAUCCCCAAAAGGUUCUGAUGAAUAAACAGGUGAUGUCUGCCUUCGUUCAUCCCCAAAAGGUUCUGAUGAAUAAACAGGUGUUGUCUGCCUUCGUUCAUCCCCAAAAGGUUCUGAUGAAUAAACAGGUGUUGUCUGCCUUCGUUCAUCCCCAAAAGGUUCUGAUGGACUGCUUCUUUUUUUUGAAAACAAAUGAUUUAGUUUUGCAUAAUGAUGACGUUAUUUGACACAUAAAAUACUUUUCCUGUGUCUG
This is a messenger RNA of Oncorhynchus keta (chum salmon), 1040 nucleotides long. RefSeq lists its product as uncharacterized. The record is from RefSeq and is a predicted model, not a curated record. The transcript has 2 exons. NCBI's taxonomy places the organism in Eukaryota, Metazoa, Chordata, Actinopteri, Salmoniformes, Salmonidae. Bases 1 to 1014 code for a protein of 337 amino acids.